GCUCCGCCCCUGCUGGGUCGUUCCUCCAUUGUGGCGGAGGCCGCGCGAUGGCGGGUGAGGCGUUUUGGAGGCCCCCCCGAGCUUGCGCAGAUUACUGGUCUGAAUGGAAGCUGUGCCGGAGCAUCCGGAAUCUAUACCAUAAUUACUACACUUACGGGCAGACGCCAUCCUGCGCCCAGUGGAAAAAGGAUUACAAGAAUUGCAAAGAGUGGGAGAGAACGAAAAACGCCAUGGCCAAGGACCUGUUGUGUAACAGCGAGCGAGCACGGGUUGCCAAGAAGGAGAAAUAUGCACCAGUGUGGAAGAUGAGAACAAGUCCUCCAGCUGAUUGGAAUUCACCCAUUGGGGAAGAGGACUUCAAACGAUGAGGCCCUCCAUUAUCUUAGGUUGGACUUCUGUCUGAUGCCACUCAGUAAUACUGAAUGUGGGGAUUUUUCCACUAUAAAUCUGUGCUGCCACCAGGC
Candoia aspera is the source of this 464-nucleotide messenger RNA. RefSeq names its product chromosome 15 C22orf39 homolog (gene C15H22orf39). The coding region runs from base 48 to 368 and encodes 106 amino acids. NCBI's taxonomy places the organism in Eukaryota, Metazoa, Chordata, Lepidosauria, Squamata, Candoiidae. The transcript has 3 exons. The record is from RefSeq and is a predicted model, not a curated record.